This is a messenger RNA of Megalops cyprinoides (Indo-Pacific tarpon), 1431 nucleotides long. Its product is annotated as ankyrin repeat domain-containing protein 34B. The record is from RefSeq and is a predicted model, not a curated record. The coding region runs from base 1 to 1431 and encodes 476 amino acids. The transcript has a single exon. Lineage: Eukaryota; Metazoa; Chordata; Actinopteri; Elopiformes; Megalopidae. Gene Ontology annotation, molecular function: protein binding.
AUGGGGGAACCCCAGGAGUACCUUGCCGACGGGACCCCACUCAUCACAGCCGCGCAGCUGGGCAAGCUGCGAUUGGUCAGGCUGCUGGUGGAGGGCGGGGCCCAGGUCAACGAGCGCAACCAGAGGGGGGAGACGCCCCUGCUGGCGGCCUGCAAGGCCAUGCGCGGCGACCAGAGCGGCAGCAGCGCCCUCAGGCUCCUGCAGUACCUGUUGGAGAAACAGGCCGACCCCAACGCCCAGGACAAAGCCGGCCGCUCCGCCCUGAUGUACGCCUGCAUGGAGAAGGCGGGUCCCGAGGUGGCCGCCGCCCUCAUCGGGGCGGGAGCGGACCCCAGCAUGGAGGACUACGCAGGGGCGUCCGCCCUGGUCUAUGCCAUCAACGCCCACGACCAGGCCACGCUGCAGGUGCUGCUGGACGCCUGCCGUGAGCGGGGCCGCGACAUCAUCAUCAUCGCCACCGACCUCAGCACCAACGGCGGCUCCGUCACCCGCCGCUACCUCAACGUGCCCCCUUCCCCGGACUCCUCCCCCGUGUCCUGCAUGUCCCCGUCCGAGAUCGAGCUGAAGACCAGCUCCCCCAGCUCCGAAACCGAAGGGGAGAACAUCUUCGACUUCAAGGGCGAUGGUAAGAGAGGGGGCGGGACCCUGCCGGAUCUGGGCCCGGGAGGCCGACGCCCCCAUAGCCACAGGCUGCGCUCUGAGCCCUGGCUGGCCAUCCACAACCUGGCACACCUGCGCAGCUCCUACGAGGAGGGCCUGAGGCAGGGGGCCCUGUGUGAGGAUGAGGAGGAGGAGGAGGAAGAAGAUGGCAAACCACUCCCGCCGUCUGAUAUGGCCGGUCUCCCUGGGCGCCGGAGGUCAUCUCUCCACCCCUACAGCGGUUUGGACCUCUGUCCUGCAGAGACCGGCGGGGCCAGGCUGACCCUGGGCAGGACGUCCCGCAAGGCCUCUGUUGAGACCCUGCCCUCCUCCUCCGGCAGUCUCCUCCCACCCUCAGGCCGCAGGAACACUCUGCCAGCCCUCCAGGAUGUGCCCCUGCUGCAGCUGCCCUCCCUGACCCUCGACCACUCCAGCUCCGACUCCCAGCUCCAGGCCCCUCCCACUGCCACGCCCACACUGAGCCCAGGCCGCCGGGGCCUGCUGUCCUCUCCGCAUCACUCCAGCUCCUUGUCCCUGGCGUCCGCCGAUGCCGCGCUCACACCCGACAGGAGGAAGGGAUCAGAGGGGCUCAGAUCCCAGCUAAAAACCAGCUUCCUGCCCCCUCUGCCCGUCAGCCCGACCCACCCCAGCCGGCCCCCGCCCGCCUCCGCCCCCAGCGAGCUCCAGCAGACCAUGCCCAGGCUGGGUGGCCGGUGGGGCAGGAGGCUGCAGCGCCGCCACUCCAUCCAGCUGGAGCAGAUGGGCAGCUCUGAGGAGAUCCUCAUCCUGUGA